Molecule: messenger RNA, 918 nt
Organism: Ceratina calcarata
Lineage: Eukaryota; Metazoa; Arthropoda; Insecta; Hymenoptera; Apidae
Product: antitrypsin-like
Exons: 4
Coding region: 37-918 (293 amino acids)
Molecular function (GO): serine-type endopeptidase inhibitor activity
Source: RefSeq, a predicted model, not a curated record
UUGAACUCCCAAUAUAUAAUAUAUUGUCGAUAUUCCAUGUAUUGCCUCAUAUCUUUUUAUAUUCAGAACAUUCAAGGUAACAUGAUUUACGUCGCCAACAAACUUUUUGUAACUGAGAAAUGUCUCGUGAAAUCGACUUACAAAAAGUUGAUGGAGACCUACUUCCGUUCCUCAAUGCAACAAGUAGAUUUUAAGAAAACUACAGAAGCUGCGAACAUAAUUAACGAAUGGGUCGAAAGGAGUACGAACAAUAUUAUGAGAAAUUUUAUUUCAGAAGAUGAUUUAGAUGAGGCGACGACGAUGGUACUUGUUAACGCGGUAUACUUCAGGGGACAAUGGCUAGAUAGUUUCGAAAGACUCUCUACCCAAAACAAACCGUUCUAUUUUACUAAGGAUACGAGUAAGGAAGUUCGUACGAUGUACCGUCGUGGUCACUACAGAUACGGAGAGUUAAAGGAUAUAAGAGCUAAAUUCAUUGAGAUCCCGUACGAGGGUGGAGAGCUGAGCAUGAUCAUUAUAGUUCCGGACGAAAUCGAUGGUUUGCCUGAGCUCAAGGAGAAAUUGCAGAAUAUGAACCUAACCGACAUCUUGGAGCGUGGAUCCGUGAUCGAAGUAGAUCUGUACUUACCAAAGUGCGUGAUGGGGAGUGAAAUAGACCUUAAGGACGUGCUUAAAAAGGAGAACCCAGGGACGAGCCACCAACAGAACCAAUCAGAGAUGUGGAAAUUGUCUUCCAAGUCAAUAAACCUUCAUGUUACGCAGUAUAUCAUAACAACAAUCAUGUCCUGCUUGUCACUGGUUCAGUUUAUUUUAGGUGUUUUGUUGGUGCUUAAAUUAUGCCGUUAUCAACUAAAACCAAGUGUGAUCUUUGAAGCUGAUAAACCCUUAUAUUUCGUAAUAUGUGUAUCUUACGGAUAA